Molecule: messenger RNA, 2438 nt
Organism: Bacillus rossius redtenbacheri
Lineage: Eukaryota; Metazoa; Arthropoda; Insecta; Phasmatodea; Bacillidae
Gene: Art8
Product: protein arginine N-methyltransferase 6
Exons: 6
Coding region: 259-1323 (354 amino acids)
Biological process (GO): peptidyl-arginine methylation
Cellular component (GO): nucleus
Molecular function (GO): protein-arginine N-methyltransferase activity
Source: RefSeq, a predicted model, not a curated record
GUUAUCGGUCCAAAUUAAAGAUAGCGUUACAUUGCUCGCAAAAUAUGGCUAUAGUUUCCAACUUCAAUACGUAACAUCCAAGCCUUGCGUAACAUCUCUUACUAUGAGCGUUGAAUGUUGCGUUGAAUGGAGUUGUAUUCUGCAAUUUCAAAAACUCAUUAUAUACCCCUUGCAAGAAAAGUAUCCGGUUUUAAGUUUAAGAGGCUUUUGGUGUAGUUUUUACGUGGUGUGCUCUAUGGUCUAAGACUCGGGCGCUUAAUGCGAGAGAACGGGGUAGUGCUCCUCUCAUCUAUGGAGCCACCAGAAGAUUAUUUCAAAAGCUAUGAAGAUCUGGCGGUACACAGACUGAUGCUGGAUGACUCGGCACGCAUCGAUGCCUACAAGCAUGCAAUCGACGCCAUCAAGGACUUCCUGGUUGGCCGUGUCGUCAUGGAUGUAGGGGCCGGCACAGGAAUCUUGUCAAUGCUGUGUGCCCAAGCGGGUGCGAGGAAGGUGUAUGCAGUGGAGGCGUCCGGGAUUGCGUCCGUCGCUAGCCGGCUGGUGGAAGCCAACAACUUGUCGCAUGUCGUUCAGGUGCUGCAAAGCAAAGUAGAGGAGUUAGAGCUGCCUGAAGGAGAGAAGGUGGACGCCAUAGUAUCAGAGUGGAUGGGCUUCUACCUGCUGCACGAGAGCAUGCUGGACUCUGUGCUGGUCGCCAGAGACCGUUUCCUAGCGCCGGGAGGCAAGAUUCUGCCCGAAAUGGCAACGCUGGUAGCCUGCCCCUGCAGUCUUCCGCGCUACCAUUCUCAUUGGCGGGAAGAUUUCUACGGUCUUGACCUGUCUCUUUUCGGAGAGCUGGAACGCUCAUCUCGAGGCACCCAACCUCUUGUUACUGACGUGCAUCCUGAGGACCUGUUGGCAGAGCCCAUAACCAUCUGGCAGUUGGACUUGCAGCAGGCAAAGUGUGCAGACCUGGACUGUCUGCGUGAUCGACGCGUGGUACUUUUGAACCGUGAGGGCAGCUUCGAAGGUCUGUGCCUGUGGUUCGAGUGCCGUUUCCCGGGGCAGGGCGGAGUGCUGUCGACUGGGCCGGCUGCCCCGCGCACCCACUGGCAGCAGACUGCGCUGGUGCUGCCCAGCACACACCCCGUGGAGGCGUUUGAGUGUGUGGCAUGGGAGCUGGUCCUGGCGAGGAGUAGCGAUGACACACGACACUACAACAUCCAGCUGUCCUUGCUGGACCCCGACACAGAACCACAUCCAAUACCCUGCGACUGUAUUGCCUCGCGCUGCGCCCUGAUUGGUUGCGUGGUGGAACAGUACCAGAAAACGCAUCACAAUUAAGCUGACAUACACUCCUAUCACGGUAAUCAAAUAAAUCAAAGUUGAAAAAUUCAUUGGUACAAUUGUGCUUUAACAUUGAGCAUGGGCGCGAAGGCUCUGACCAGUCACCAUUGUGUGCUUAAUCCACCGAGGCAGGCUUCUCACCACACCAUUGGAUUCAUUGUUUUUUUACUUUUACUUGUUUGUUUAUAUUAUCAUCUAAUUACUUUUAUGUACAUCCUCGGUACCUGUCUUUGGUGGAAGACUAUUAUAUAAUCAAUAUUGGCAAAUGCUACAUAUAAGAAUAGAUGCAAAUUUGAGUCUGAAAUUUAAGGGUUGCUAGAGCACAUGUUGGCGAUCUGUACAAAAUAAAAGUUUUGUGUACCACUGCUUAGACAGUGAUAGUUGCAUAAACGGCUGUUAGGGUACUGGCGGCAAUAGGCAGACAUUUCCUGUCACUGUCAGUUGUAAGUUGGCUACUAUGCAGCAUAAGGCUUACUGUGUUCUUGAGUUUGCAAGAAGUAAGUCCACUGUAACUGCAGCAAGCAUUUCGUCACCAACUAGGAAAAGAGCAUAAACUGUUGAUUUAAACAAUUUCAACAAACUGGAUGUCUCUGCAAAAUAAAAAAACCCAAGCUGUUUGCGUGUGUCAGAUGAUGAUGUUAGACGAAUAGAAGACAGUUUAGUUCGUAGUCCAAGAAAGUCAACCAAUAGAGUUAGCAGAGAACUAGGAAUUCCCCAAUGAACCGUGUGGCGAGUUUUGAGAUGGCAUUUGCUGUGCAAGUCCUACAGCGCACAACUUGUGCAGGCUCUCCUUAAGAAUGAUGAAGAAUAGCCUAUUGGAUUUUGUGGUGAUGUGCUAGAAAUGGAGAAUGACACAUUUCUAUGACGCUUAAUUUUUAACGAUGCUACAUUCUACUAUAUUGGUGGAAAACGUUAUGUAAUGUCAUGACAUGCUGGCAUGCUUAUUUUUAAGAAUAGUAUAAUAUUGUGGAGCAGAAUUUUAUGUAAAUUUCUUUUAAUAAUUUUCAAAGUUUAUAUAAUGGCUUUUGCUUUUACAUGCCAGUGUACUACCAUAUUUUGAGAUUCAUAUUUGUUAAAGAAAAUAAAUGUGCUCAUUGUUUGAAAAAAAUAAA